GAGAAAAAUAUUUCCAUUUCUACCCUCGCUUCCUCUCCGCCUCCCUCCGCCGCCAACGCCGCCGCCGUAGCCAUGGCGACGCGGCGAUGCCUCCUCCGCCUCCUCACGCGCCGCAUCGUCCCUCACAGCCCUCAACCGCUCGCCCCGUUCGCGAUCGCGGCCAAAACCCUAACCUCCCUUCCCGAGCCCCUCGCUCCCGCUCCUCCCCGCGCCGCCGCCGCCGCCUCGCUCGGCCUCCUCUUCCCCUCGCGCCGCUACUUCGCGACCCGUUCCUCCGGCGACGAAGGAGACGAGGACGACGAGGAGCACUACGAAGACGAAGGGAGCGGGGACGAGUGGGGGGAGGGCGACGAGGAGACGCCCGCGGCUAAGCCCCCCAGCGGGAAGACGGAGGAGGAGAAGCUGGCUGAGGCGGAGGAGAUCGGGUACAAGGUGACGGGCCCGCUCGGGAGCGACGAAAAGCCCUUCAAGCCCUAUGAGCCCGUCUUCGCCGUCGUCCAGAUUGGUUCGCAUCAGUUUAAGGUGAGCAAUGGCGACUCCAUCUUCACGGAGAGGUUGAAAUUCUGCGAUGUGAAUGAUAAGUUAAUUUUGAAUCGAGUUCUCAUGCUGGGCUCACAAGCUGAAACAAUCAUUGGGAGGCCAACUCUUACUGAUGCUACUGUCCAUGCUGUUGUAGAAGAGCAUGCUCUAGACGCAAAAGUUAUUAUAUUCAAGAAGAAAAGGAGGAAAAAUUACCGCCGAACAAAGGGACAUCGUCAGGAACUGACUAAGUUGAGAAUAACGAACAUAGAAGGAAUAGAUAAGUCCUGUCUUCAACAAGAAGGAACAGAUAAGUCAGAGAGUGCUGCUGUUGCUGCUUAAAUGAAGACAAUGAAUCAAGGAACAUUGUUGUGACAGCCGCCUUCAUGCAUGUACCAGAUAUUCUUUGAUUGAUUCUCGAUACACGCAUAAUAUGUUGCUUUUGCUCUCAUUAACUAAAGCAAAGAUUGAACCAAAGCUGAAGGUCUUGUCUCUGUAUCCACAUUUUGGUCCACGGGCUUCUCGAGCUGUGCCUCACAUGCAACACCGCUAUCUUGAAAAGUUUGCGGUCUGAAUUCUCUGAUGCGGGGUCAGCUCCUGUGGUUUAUAGCUACACUGAUUUUCCAUUCUGUUUUCCUGUACUGCUCACCCUGUUGAACGACUGAUACAUCACUGUCAUGUCUACUGUCCCAGUAAUGAAUAAUGAAACUAAAAUAUUUGGUAUCCAUCUGGUUAGA
Messenger RNA from Brachypodium distachyon (stiff brome), 1256 nucleotides. Its product is annotated as 50S ribosomal protein L21, mitochondrial. The record is from RefSeq and is a predicted model, not a curated record. Gene Ontology annotation, biological process: translation. Bases 73 to 861 code for a protein of 262 amino acids. Gene Ontology annotation, cellular component: ribosome. Gene Ontology annotation, molecular function: RNA binding; structural constituent of ribosome. NCBI's taxonomy places the organism in Eukaryota, Viridiplantae, Streptophyta, Magnoliopsida, Poales, Poaceae. The transcript has 5 exons.